Messenger RNA from Porites lobata, 6300 nucleotides. Lineage: Eukaryota; Metazoa; Cnidaria; Anthozoa; Scleractinia; Poritidae. The record is from the annotation of a GenBank genome assembly.
UUUGACGAAUGUAAACACUACGAACAACUCAACGACCGUCAGCGUGCUGCAGGUGUGCACAGAGGAAAUACUCUGAAAUGUGACCAGAAAGACCUGACCACCCCUAAGUGGUACAGGUUUAUUGGAAACGCUGGCAUUCAGAUGCCAACCUCUUGUGUUCCAAAGCAUUACUGUGGAACACACGCACCUGGAUGGUUAAGCACCUCGCAUCCAACAAGGGUUGGACAGAUCGUUAAUGGCAAAGUGUGCUUUCACUGGGGUAAUAAAUGUUGUAACUGGCAUGCCAACAUCCAGAUAAAGAGAUGUAAUGGAUUUUACGUUUAUAAACUGGUCAGAACACCUGUUUGCUGGCUUCGAUACUGUGGAAAUGCAGGAUUCGGUGAGUGAAGUGUUUUAUCGCGCUGAUCUAUGCCAUGAAUCAUGUAUUUAAAAAACAAGAUAAGAAUCCCGCAACCUUUUCUCUUAAUGUAGAUGUCUGGUGAAUUUAAGCUCGGUUUACAGAAAAACAUAGGAAAUAAUUAGUUUUGGGCUUACUCAGUGGUUUCGUCUACUUAAUAUAGUCAACGAGCCAAGGAAAUCGAAAAACCAGCGUAAAGCGAGCUUUUAUGAAACAAUAACCACAAGAAAUAUGUUUUGAAUGUUUCAGUGUUGCAAGGAGAAAGCUAAUGAGGCAUGAAAAAAUAAGCUGCAAAUAACAACGAUUAGCAUUUUGUUCUGUGGGUUGCACGUUAGUCCUCAUCAUUGUUGUAAACGGUCAAAACUUAAGAAGUAUCCUGAAAUAUUUCAGUUGUUUGCCGUUUUCUGCGUUUCAUUGUUAACAACGAUGUUAUCUUCAAACCCACCUAGACCCAUGCAAGGCAAGCAAGCCUUGUCAAAAUGGCGGAACAUGCGUUAAUAACAAUGGCGAUUACAUCUGUCGUUGCAAGCCUGGUUACCAAGGGAAGAACUGUGAGCAAGGUAAGACCAAUAGUUAUUACAGACAUUACAUACUUUUUCAUCGGAACAACAUAUUUUGACACUAUCCUACUUAAAGUCACAAGAAUCCCUUUCUUGAGUUCCUUAUCUAUGUACUUGUAAAGAUUUUCUUCGAAGCUGCCUGGGCUACGAAUGCGUGCAAACUAUAAGAGAAACAAACUAGCAGUUAAAACAUCCGGAUACAUUACAAACUCACGACUAUUUUCCUUUAUAAAAGACUGUCGGAGGGAGAAUAUAAGAAAUGAAUUAAGUGAAACUCAAAAGUUGACCCUGUUUGUUCUCUACUGGCAGAUGUAAAUGAAUGCAACAGUAGACCUUGCCAGAAUGGAGGAACGUGUCAAAACCUUCCAGGAAGCUACAGAUGUCAAUGCAAACCAGGAUUCUUGGGCAAGCAAUGUGAAAUUGGUAGGUAAUUUGCAUCCUAAUUAUUUCAUGUUUGUUUUUUGUGAAAGUUUUUUCUUCGUUGUUUUAUGCUUAAAUUUAUUUAGCUGUUACAUUUUGCCCGAGGAAUCGAUGAUAAUAAUCGAUGAUAAUCAUAAACGAGGAUCAUGAUCAUGAUGCUUCAUCAAACUUUUCAUUUCUCAAACUAUCUGUAUACAAAUAAUCAGUUACUUUGUCUUCAUGUUUUGAAAUAAGGUUCAAAACGAAAAAAUAACGUCCUUUAACCACUUAUGCUAUUGUGCUGUGUAAAAAAUUCAAAUCCAACUGGAAAUUGAAAUUUGCGACAGGAUCCAAUAAAACUUAUUUCUCAAACUAUCUGUAAAAAAUAAUCAGUCUUUUCUUCAUGUUAUCAAAAAAAAAGUUUAUUUAAAAAUAUUGGAAAUACAGGCCAAUAAUUUAGUCUUUUAUGAAUUUGAUGAAUGUAAACACCACGAGCAACUCAGCGAUCGUCAGCGGGCUGCAGGUGUCCACAGAGGAAAUACUCUGAAAUGUGACCAGAAGGACUUGGCGACUCCCAAAUGGUACAGGUUUACUGGAGCAGCUGGUACUCGGAUGCCAUCUACCUGUGUUCUAAAGCAUUACUGUGGAACACACGCACCUGGAUGGUUAAGCACUGCACAUCCAACAAAGGUUGGACAGAUCGUUAACGGCAAAGUGUGCUUUCACUGGGGAAAUAAAUGUUGUAAUUGGCAUGCCAACAUCCAGAUAAAGAGGUGCAACGGAUUUUACGUUUACAAACUUGUAAGAACACCUGUAUGCUGGUUACGAUAUUGUGGAAAUGCAGGAUUUGGUGAGUUUAAGAUAAUCUGUCUUGUGGUAUCAUGUAUUUACUCGGUAGAAGCAGCUGUCUCUGACGCGCCUGAUUUUGAAGUAAAAAAAGAUUAAUCUUCUUUGUCUCCAGUAGGAUCAAAAAGGACUUCUGUAUGUUGGUUGCGUUACUGUGUCAGUGCAGGAUUCGUCGAGAAUGUGUUGCAACAAGAAAAAUAAAAAAGUGUUCGAAAACAUUAAACCUUGCUUUGCGUUAUCGACAUUAUGUCCUAAGGGAAUAUCCAAGGGACCUAAAGUUCCCGUAAUACCUGUAUAGUGCAGCUGUAGUGAUAGUUACCACCAAAACUACUACUUGUCCAUUAUCAUCAUCUUUGUCUUCGUCGUCUUUGUCGUCAUAAUCAUAUAGUUCCUUUUCCUCAAGACUGGAAGUGGCCAGGAAUUAGGCUUUUCCAAACUUUUAUACACACUACAAAGUCGUUUAUUUUUUCCAUAAUCAGUUGAGGAUAUUUUUGUACGGAGUGUUUUUUAAUCCUACUCUAAACGCCCAAAAUCUUGUGAUAGAAAACGUCCAUUUUCCGGUCUGGCAACCUCGACCAUUGAUGUGGCAUGUUUAGUAGACCCAAAAUAACCCCCUCCCGUGUAGCUCAUGGCAUCAUUAAGACGCGAAAGGCCCACCACCAUAACAUAAGUUGUACGAACAAACAUGGGGACUACGAGUGUACAUGUCCGCUGUACCGGGUUCUCGGAUGGAUUAUUACUGUGGCAGUAAAAACUCCUGAAUGCCCUUGAGUGAAAAAAUAGCCACACCAGGUGCUUAGCAUAGCCUGUGCGAUAUCUAAAUUGGAAAACGCCUUAAAAAAUUUAGAUAUUAUAGCUAUCCAUUUAAAAGAAGUCCAGAUGUACGUUAAAAACCGCCAACAAAACAUAAAAAUUGUUUAAAAAAGUUCAAGUUCCUUUUCCUGUACUAAAUAAUAUGGCUAUGCUCUUCAUACGCAUAAAAUAGCGAUCAAUAUAAAUAAUAAUAAUAAUAAUAAUAAUAAUAAUAAUAAUAAUAAUAAUAAUAAUAAUAACAAUUACUAUUUUAUUUAGACGUGGAUGAGUGCAAACAAAGUAGCCUUUGCAAGAACAAUGGUACUUGUGUUAACAUACCUGGUGGAUUUCAGUGUCGCUGUCAAGCUGGAUACCAGGGCGAUGACUGUAGUCAAGGCAAGUGAUCUUCACCGAACCUGAAAUCCUAAAAUCCUCACUUUCAGCUUUUCUAAAACCGUUGUCAAACGUUGCCAUAUUGUAUGUUGUUUGGUUAGCAGGGCUAGUAAACGGAGCGACUUAUACACUGUACCUGGGAGGCUUAUAUAUGAACCGGAAUAAAAAUAACUGAAAAAAGCUCAUCGAAACUAGCUGCUGAUUUAGUUCAGCUCCAAAACGUCAUGAUAACUCGAAUUCAUUUCAAUACAAGCUAGAUGGGGCUUAUAUCCGGGGCGGGGGAGGGAUAUAUUUUUCUGUUUAGACUAGAGUAGGCCUAUAAGUGGCUGGGCUUAUAAGCGGUAGUUUAGGGGACACGAAGAGUAAAUACUCGCAUAAAAAAACCAAAACCAAAACGUAAACGAAAGGAAAGAACCUUACUCGCAAUACAAUUUUUUGUUGAUGUUCAUUUAAUUACAUCUUAAACACACAUACUGUACCGAAUUCUUUUUCAGACGUUGACGAAUGCAUUAACAAUCCAUGUCAAAACACCGGUAACUGUACGAAUAAACCAGGGAGUUACGAGUGCUAUUGUAUCGACGGUUUUGAGGGAAAGAACUGUGAAAAAGGUAAGAAAAUCUCAUGUCCUUUAGUAUAUAUACGAAGCUGUUUCCUUAGUUUUAUUAAUGCGCUCCUCAUAAUUGUUCUUCUUAUUUAAAUUGUAAAUAUAAUUGUAUAACGUUGGACGUCAGGGGAAAGCCACCUUAACACGUUUAACACGCGAGAAGCCUGGGCAAGAAAAAUGAGCGGAAAGAAACCUAAUUUUGUAGUUUCAUUUCACUUAUAACGAUGCUUAAAAUUUAGUUUCUUUCUUGCAGACAAGGAUGAAUGUAGUGGAAGCAACAAUCCAUGUCAAAAUGGUGCGACAUGUGAGAACAAGAUAGGCACAUACAAGUGUAUAUGCCCGGAUGGCUAUACGGGAUUCAAUUGCGAGAUAAGUAAGUUUUAGUUUUACCAUACUCUCUUAGCUUUACAGAGCCAGCUACUGGCACUGCACGAAAAAUUGGAUUUACAACAAAUUUAUUCAGUGCAAAUUUGGUGCAAAAAAGUGUAAACUAAGGUUAAAUAAAGGGCAAAGAUGGUAAAUACCGCAUCUGCCCUAAAAUUUACACCCCCAUGUAAACUGGCAAGCAAUGCGGUAUUUACCAUCUUUGCUUUUAAUUGCCCCCUAGUUUGCACUUUUUUACACCAUAUUUACACCGAGUAAAUUUGUGUAAAUCCAGUUUUUCGUGCAGUGUGGGUGUCGGGACUUAAUGAAAAAGGGUAAAAGAUAUAGAAGAAGUUAUGGAAUCAAAUCAAAUUAGAAUAGAGAUUACUUUUGAAAGUAAUGGUUAUACGAGAUCAAUUCUACGGCAAUUGCAGUAAGUCAUACGUCUCUUAGGCAAUAGUACUUUUAAAUAUGAAAACAAACGAUGGUAGCUAGAACGAGCAAGAACAGUCACCUUUCAACACCUCAUCCUCAAAGGUUUUCUAGGUAUCCAAAAGCUUGUUAUUCACCAUUUUCACAUAGACCAUAAUACCCACUGCCCCACCUUCCCCCCCCCUCCCCGCCAAAAAAAAAUCCGUGACCAUUGUUUCCUCUGAAUUAUACUGAGUGUUACAGUCGUCCCAAGAGAAAUUGAAGACAAAUUUCUGGGGGUGAACAAGGUGCAUUAUGGUCUAUAUAUGUGAAUCAUUUUUGGUAAAUUAUGAUUUAAACUCUGGAGCAUGUAGUGGGUCUUGCUUUACAUCUCCUUUCCCCUGUUGCUCUCUCAUCCCUUUUUAAUUAUGGCCUUUUAUUCUGUCACUCUCCCUACUUCCUUUAUUUCUAUUUUUCUUUUCUUGUAGAAAAAAAUUUCGUUGCACUUGGCUGUUUUCAAGACAAUGCUAACGACCGCGCAAUGGGAAAGUUACUUAAGAACUUACGGCAAUCUAUUGACUGGCGUGAUAUGUCAAAAACAGUCAAAAAGUGCUCGGAGAUUGCCAGGAGUCACUCGUAAGUAUUAAUAUUAGUUUUUGCAUGUUGUUUUCCAGGUCCAAGAUGAAUAUUUUACUUUUUUUCUACACACUUGUGACAACUUUAUUGUGUCCACCAUUAAUGUAUUACUGAUAAAAACAAAACAUAAUAAUAAUAAUAAUAAUAAUAACAAUAGUAAUAAUAAUAAUAAUGUGUUUACACGGCAAUUAAGAAAAAAUAUCUAAAGUGUGGCAAAAACUUUGUAGACUGCUAAUUUAGCGCAGUUUAUAAUUUGGGAGUCACAAAGAAACGCACAUAGCCUACAUCAGUCAAAAUCGGAAUAAUUCAUUUAAUAUACCAUGCUUUCCACGGAUUUGCAUGUGGUAAAACAUUAACAAUUAUUGGACCGAGGUUUAGCAAAAUAUCGUGAUUUGUCAGUGGCGAGCAGAUCAAUUGUUUGCCGAAGCCGAAUAAGGAAUAUCUUCGGGAAGCGAAGCGAUCUCCCAUUUUCACGCAAGAGCGAUCGCAAGAAGGAGAAAAGGGUGGUGUCAUUUACGCAUGAGCAGAAUAUUAUUUGCAGCCAAACAAAGUUGGACGACAUUGCGCAUGAGGAAAACAUUAUUUGUUGGAAGUUAUUUGCAGGUCACGUGGUGGGCUGUCGGCUAAUGAAAAGGAAGAAAAAAUUUCAACGAAUGAUAACAUAAUUUGAGAGAUAUUUACGCGCCAAGAAUCCCGUUUCCCUUUAAUUAAGUGCAAGGAUAAGUCCUUUAUUCAUAUGGUUUUCUUUUCGUCUUCAAAGGAUGUAUUACUUUGCUAUCCAGUAUUACGGAGAGUGUUGGGGUGCAAAGGCUGGAACGAAGUAUGACAAGCAUGGACCAGCCAAUAACUGCUGGUCUGGUGUUGGGGGCCCGUUCAGCAACUUCGUUUACAAACUGUGA